AUGGAUGUUAGAUGGAAUUCCACAUACCUGAUGCUUAAACAUUUGAUGCCACACAAGGAUAUCUUUUCUGUGUUCAUUAACUCUCAUUAUGGUUCAGAAUUGUUGACUAGAAAUCAUUGGUAUGCUACUGAAAAGGUAAUGGAAUUUCUGGAACUCUUCUAUGAUUCAACUGUUGUUCUAUCUGGUGUUUAUUAUCCCACAAGUCCACUUGUUUUGCAUCAUAUCUUAGAAAUUGCUUCUCAUUUGCAUGCUGCUGAAAGAGAUCAUAACCUUAGAACUAUUGUUGCUCCAAUGAAGCUUAAAUUUCUUAAAUAUUGGGAGGACAUACCACUGCUUUAUUCAUAUGCAUUCAUACUUGAUCCUAGAGCUAAGAUGAGAGGAUUCUUUAAUGUGCUGGAAUUACUUGCUGAAAGUAUUGGAUGCACUUACAGUUCAUACUAUGCUGAUGUUAAAAUUGAAUUGUAUAAACUGUUUACAAAAUAUGAGAACAAGUUUGGUGCAGCUAGAUCUCAAAGGGUUGCACAGCCAUCAGCUCAAUCAGGUAAGAAAAAGCAGGCAUGGGGAAGGAUCUUUGGAGGCCGUGGUGGUUCUGGUUCAGGUGUUGUUGGUCCUCCUCCCUCUUCCACUUCAUGUUCAUCUUCCUCUGCUGUUAGUGAGCUCUCUGCUUACUUAGAUAGUGAUUGUGUCACUGCUUAUGAUGAUGACUUUGACAUACUUCUUUGGUGGCGUGACCAUAAGCUAACCUAUCCAAUCCUAUCUAUAAUGGCUAGAGAUAUCAUGUCUGUUCCUGUAUCUACUGUCUCUUCCGAGUCUUGUUUCAGUUUAACAGGAAUGAUCCUUGAAGAGCGGCGACGGCGCCUCUUGCCAGAGAACGUGGAGAUGCUUACCUGCAUCAAGGAUUGGGAGUUAGGGGCAAGAAGAGAACAGCAUGAAGCCGAGGACACAGAGCUGGAGGAAGCAUUCAAGAACCUCUUUCUUGAUGAUGAAGGAGCUGGUGGUGGUGGGGCUGUGAGCUGA
Messenger RNA from Panicum virgatum (switchgrass), 1017 nucleotides. Its product is annotated as zinc finger BED domain-containing protein RICESLEEPER 2-like. Lineage: Eukaryota; Viridiplantae; Streptophyta; Magnoliopsida; Poales; Poaceae. Gene Ontology annotation, molecular function: DNA binding; protein dimerization activity. The coding region runs from base 1 to 1017 and encodes 338 amino acids. The transcript has a single exon. The record is from RefSeq and is a predicted model, not a curated record.